Molecule: messenger RNA, 188 nt
Organism: Candidula unifasciata
Lineage: Eukaryota; Metazoa; Mollusca; Gastropoda; Stylommatophora; Geomitridae
Source: the annotation of a GenBank genome assembly
AAUGUCACUGCAGUGGAACUUACAGAGGGAUAGAAAUAAAGGCAGAUUUGUCUAUUUUAAUGGUAUUUUGGAAAACUGACAUUUACUUCAUGUUUUCCCUUUUUUUUUUAAAGUUUUUUCUCAAUUUUAUUGCAGUAAAGCCCAUUUUAUUUAUAUAUGCUGUUGCAUGUUUUUAUAAGGAACCUUAA